AUGCGUGAUCCGAAUCAGACUUACCAGGAGGGGCAAGUCAGGGAGCAAGGCGCCGAAGAGAAAAAGGGCGGUGCUGUCGCUAAGGCAGUUAUCCAAAUGUGGCAUGACAACCCGUCAUCGAAUCUAAUAGUUGGUGUAUGUGUUGAGACAAUAGGGAAUAUUAGCAUGGAAGAACGGCCAGUUACGCACCAAACUGCAGCUCCAGUAUCUACCCAGAACCAUGAUAUCAACAAUAUCCUGCCGAGCCAGCUACCAAACCGUUCGCCAUAUCCGUCACAACAGGCAUUUCGUCGAUAUGUGUCCGCACCUGCGGUCCUUCGGAAUAGAAUCCUGGUUACGCAAAAUCAAGUGGAAGUGUCAAGAUCUGCAUUGACACCCGCAAAUAUUCUCUCAAAUAAGAACUUUCAGGCACAGAAACCAUUUCUAGUAAGAAAAGUGCGGGCGCGGACAGCGUUUUCUACAAAGUCAAUUCCACCCGUCGUCCGUACUGGAUGGGAGACGGUUGAUAAAAGCGUGACCUUGGCUGAGGUUCCAGAGAUACUCGCUCAAGACAAGGCUGAAGGGGUAGAGGAGAUGCUGCAGCUUCGAGGAGGAUGUGGCAGUUGGAUGGGAAAGAAAGGCAAAAUGCGUCGUUUGGAGGAUGACGAGGAGCUCCCGCCAAUGAUAUGGUGGUUAUCUGGGGGUCAACCCAGACAUCCCCUUCCAACGGGCUCCAAACUUAGGUGGUGGAAAGCAAAGAGUAAAGGACAGUGGCAGACAGGACAGAGCAGGGGGUAUUUUCAGGAAUUUGCGUAUGUGCUGUCGGAUGGGAGGCUCUGUAGAAACGAGUUGGAGAAGGAGAGUAAAGAAUGCACAGAGGGGAGAAAGAAUGACGGGCUUACCGAUAAUGUAGCUGCGAAAGAGACAACGGCACCGGAACCACACAGCUGA
Messenger RNA from Nannizzia gypsea CBS 118893, 930 nucleotides. RefSeq lists its product as hypothetical. The record is from RefSeq and is a predicted model, not a curated record. Bases 1 to 930 code for a protein of 309 amino acids. The transcript has a single exon. Lineage: Eukaryota; Fungi; Ascomycota; Eurotiomycetes; Onygenales; Arthrodermataceae.